GAGCUCUUCCGGCCUCCAUUUUAGACUCGCUUCAGGGCCGGGGAGGCGCCUCGCCGUUUGCUCCCGGGGCAGCGGGGCCACCGCGGCUCGGGGCCCUUGUUGCGCGGCCCUGUUGUGUGACGCUGCCGGCGGGCCUGCCUCUUCCUCCUCCUCCUCCGUCGGCGGCUGAGGCCAGACCCGAGGCGGAAGCAGCAGCAGCAGCAGCAGCAGCUCCCAGCGGCCGGAGAUGGGCGGCCGGGGCCUGCCAGUCCCUCGACGCCGCUCGUCUCUCUCUUGCCGCUGAGCCGCCCCGCUCGCCUCUUCUCGCCGCCGCCGGAGCCGGAGCCAGCCCCGAUGGAGGCGCCCGUCACGCUCAUCAUCAAGGCGCCCAACCAGAAAUACACCGACCAGACCAUCAGCUGCUUCCUGGACUGGACCGUGGGCCGCCUCAAGGGCCACCUGGCCCAGGUGUACCCCAGCAAGCCGUCAACAAAGGAUCAGAGGCUGGUAUAUUCUGGCAGACUGCUUCCUGAUCACCUGCAGCUGAAAGAUAUACUCAGAAAACAAGAUGAGUAUCAUAUGGUUCAUCUAGUAUGUUCCUCGCGGACACCCCCGAGUUCUCCCAAGCCUGACACUAUUAGGGAUGACCCUGGAUCAUCAACAUCGAGUAGCAUCUCGAGUUCGGAACAUUCUGGCUCGACAACUCCUUCACCAACUCAAGAAACUUUGCAUUCAACCACCAGCAGUAGCUCUGAUGGCGUGAGACAUCGUAACCUUCCACAAGUCCAGAGCAACCCAACGCAAAGCCAUCCAUUCCCAUAUAUAGUGCAAGGCAAUGUAGGCAACCAGUUCCCUGGGCAAGGCGUGCCAGCUGGAUUCCCUGUGUACCCUACAUUCAGCCCACUCCAGAUGAUAUGGUGGCAGCAGAUGUACGCACGCCAGUACUAUAUGCAAUACCAAGCUGCAGUUUCAGCCCAGGCAGCGCCCAGCUCCGCAUCUGUCAGUCCUCCAGCCCCACAGCCUACAAAUUCUGGUCAUGCUCCUACCAACGAGCCCCCCGCAGCACCAAACGUAGCCGCCCAAGAGAACAGGCCUGUGAAUCAAAAUGUCCAGAUGAAUGCACAAGGAGGCCCCAUAAUGAACGAGGAGGACUUCAAUCGAGACUGGCUAGACUGGAUGUACACAUUUUCCAGAGCAGCUAUUCUCCUUAGCAUUGUAUAUUUUUAUUCUUCCUUCAGUCGGUUUGUGAUGGUGAUGGGAGCCAUGUUGCUGGUGUACCUACACCAAGCUGGGUGGUUUCCAUUCAGGCAAGAAGGAAUCCAGCAGCCUGCUGCGAAUAACAAUGCAGAUAUGAACCAUGACGGGCAAAACAUAAAUAAUGCUGGCCUUGAGGAGAUGGAGCGCCUUAUGGAUGACGGAAUCGACGAAGAGAGUGGUGAAGAUGUGGUUGACGUGAACGCAGAACAGCAUCCGGGGUUUAUGGCUUCCGCUUGGUCCUUCAUCACCACCUUCUUUACAUCCCUCAUUCCUGAAGGGCCUCCACAAGUUGGCAACUAGGCAAUGGACAAGCUGACCGCAAUAGAACAGUUGUGCUUAAAAGUGGACGUCGAUUCUAGUGGUAUUUUAAAUACAGUGCAAUUUCAAAAGAUUUAUAAUGUACAUUUUCUGAUCAUGGUCUAAAGAAAAAUGUGUAUUUCCCCCCCCCCCCCUUUCAGCUUUCUCCAGCAUAUGAAUAUUUUAAGCAACAGUGGACUACUUACAAACAGCUUUUUAAAAGAUUCUUCUUUAUCUAAAGAAGAAUAAAACGUGUAAAAAAAAGUCUUCCAUGUUUUGUUUUAAUUGUGUUAACAUUGAGAUGAAGAAGAAUUUGUUGUUGAUGUGCAGUGUCAUCCCUCUAAGGAGCUGUUUAAAUUACAAAAGGAUAUUCUUCAAAGUAGGAUGGGACUUGCAUAGGAAUAUUAUUUUAAGCAAAAAACAUUUUUUUUCUGGAAAACCUACACCCAGGUUUUGAGUUUAUGGCAACGCUUGCCUUGCCGAAAGCAUGUGUCCUGCCCCUCGUGCUGUAUCUGGCAAAACAGCUCUUCAAUAGGAAUGAACAAUGGAGUACACUACAAAUGUUUAAUACGUGCUGUACUACUUUUUUUAAAAAGACGUACUGGAAAGCACAGACACAUGUAAUUAAUUUUUUUUAAUAAAAAAAGAAGCUACAGUGGAAAAGAACACUAAUUUAUUUAGAUUCCUGAACAGAGCUUCCUUGUAAGCACCCCGAGCUCAUGUGGAAAAAGAGGGGAUCCCAGAGUCUCAAGGUAUGUAUGGAUUAUUGCAAAAGUUUUUGUUUUCAGGAUUGGAGAGUAUUUGGAAUGCACUUUUGCUGAAGUUUUGGAAUUUCUCUUUUCUUCUGGAAAAUGGGUAUUCUCAGUUAAAACAAGCUUGAAAUCCACUUGCAUCAUUUAGAGAAUUUCCUUUUUAUGAAUCUGAUUUUGUUAGUCAUGCUUUCAUUGUAGCCUAAACACUGCAGUGUGCUUAAUUUGUGGAUCUGGAACACGAUAAAUAACUGUGCAUUUUGGGA
Molecule: messenger RNA, 2548 nt
Organism: Eublepharis macularius
Lineage: Eukaryota; Metazoa; Chordata; Lepidosauria; Squamata; Eublepharidae
Gene: HERPUD2
Product: HERPUD family member 2
Exons: 8
Coding region: 334-1536 (400 amino acids)
Biological process (GO): endoplasmic reticulum unfolded protein response
Molecular function (GO): protein binding
Source: RefSeq, a predicted model, not a curated record